AUGGACGAAGAUCCAAACAACAACUCGGCCUUCCUGGCCAAAAUCCCCAUCGAGAUCAUCUCGCACACCCUCUCGUUCCUCCCCGACAAGAAAUCACUUCUCAACUCGAUCCUGACCUGCCGGGACUUCAACAAUGCAUACAACCUUCGCAAGACCUACAUCGCCUCUUCCAUCCUCAUCAGACCCAUGCACCAGAGCGUCUACGAAGAGGCCGUCAUCUUCUACCACCUCACCCGCGAGCAGUGGCACGGCGCUCGAGCUGGCAUUCAGGCUAUCCACCGCGUCUUUGCCAAGGAGCGUACGCUCGAUGAAGAGCAGCUACCCGUUAACCAGCGAAUGAAUAUGGAGGGUAUCAAGGAUAUGCAUUUCUUCCACGACAACGUCGAGUGGUGGGCCAACAGAAUCACCACCAACCUCAAGCGAGACCAUCCCGUUCUCAUGGGCGAUGACUCCCCUUUCCAGCUUACGCCAGCUGUCGUCAACCGCUUCAAGCGGGCUAUUUACCGUCUCUACAUGUACAUCAAUGUCAUGGACAAGGCCAUCGCUUCAGCUUGUGCUGACAACGGGGGCCACAACCAUCCCAUCCCUGAAGCCGAGCGAGAGGGGGCACACUAG
Fusarium keratoplasticum is the source of this 615-nucleotide messenger RNA. RefSeq lists its product as uncharacterized. Gene Ontology annotation, molecular function: protein binding. The record is from RefSeq and is a predicted model, not a curated record. The transcript has a single exon. Bases 1 to 615 code for a protein of 204 amino acids. Lineage: Eukaryota; Fungi; Ascomycota; Sordariomycetes; Hypocreales; Nectriaceae.